AUGAAUGUACUUAAAAAAGUCGGCGAUUUUCCUCAGGAUUUGUCUGUUGAUGGCGAUAACGAACUGGCCUAUUGGGUAAACUUUGAUGCUGAUACAGGAAAACAAAAAGUCAUGAGCACCUCCUACGGUGGUCACACAAAUGAUUUAAAUAUCACUUUUGAUUCCACGAUUGAAAUAGCUCAUGAUGAACUCUACCUUUUUGUUCUUUUUGUUUCUGAUGUAAUGGUCUACAAAUAUAAGAAAAGCACACUGGAACGUAUGGGAAACAUAACUGUUCCUAUUGGAACGAAAGGAAUCGAUGUUGCAUUUGAUCAAGAUGAAUGUUGUAUUGGCACAUUCUGUCAUGAGCAGUCCACCUGUGUCAAUUCCGUUGCUAACUUCACUUGCACCUGUAACAAUGGAUAUUCUGGAAAUGGAACAUUUUGUAAAGAUAUUGACGAAUGCGCUGAAGAACGUUGUCAUCCGAACGCUACUUGUCAAAACAAUCCUGGAUCUUUUAAAUGUGAUUGCAAUCCAGGCUUCACUGGCAGUGGCGUAGAUUGUGCAGCAACCAACUGCAGUGUUCUGGAAUGCGGACAGAAUCAGGUUUGCGACAACGUGGGCGGGAUAUUUCAGUGUGUCUGUCAUGAUGAUUAUACUGGUGCCGAUUGCAGCGAACUUCUGAAAGCCUCUUGCAAAGCUCGAGGUGAUCCACACUACUCAACAUUUGAUGGAACAACGUACGACUUUAUGGGCGAUUGUGAGUACGUACUGGCCCGACACAAGAGUACGAACCCUCUUUUUGAGAUCAGACAAAAGAAUGAAGUUUGUAACGGAUUUGCGACUUGUACGAAAUCAGUUACUAUAUCCUUACCAAUGUUAACCAUAAAACUUGCCAGAGGUAGUAUUAUGAUUAAUGACAGCGUAGGAGAUCUUGGCACGUAUGGAGGGGUAACUAUUUCAAAACCUUCUGGCAAUAAUAUAUUAGUAACAACUGAUAUUGGGCUAGAAAUUUUCUGGAACAACGCUGCGAACGUGAGAGUUACUGUCCUGGGUAGAUAUAAAAAUCAAACGGAUGGUCUCUGUGGUACAUAUAACGACAUGACAUCAGAUGACUUCAUGACCUGGAAUGGUUCAAUUGUAACUGAUCCAGUAGCGUUUGGUAAUUCUUGGAAAGUUGACCCGAACUGUGAUGAUGCUAGUGUUCAUGCUAAUCCAUGUGAUAAGGAUGCGGUGUUGGCAGCGAGAGCUCGAGAUAACUGUUCAGCUUUGCUUUAUUCUCCUUUCAAUGCCUGUGCAAGCAAAAUAAAUGCGACGGAAGAAGGAUACAUCAAAGACUGUGAAUUUGAUGUCUGUGCCUGUGGUGAUCGUAAUCCUGAUGCCUGUUUGUGUCAAAUCUUAGCUGCUUACGUUUCUGAUUGUGAAUCAGAAGGCGAGAAAAUCAACUGGCUCUCUUUGCCCCAGUACAAUUCCAGUUGCACCUCUCCGUGCGCAAGCUUCCCCUGUUAUAAUGAUGGUACUUGUUCAGAGACCUCUGGGACGUUCACAUGCGACUGUCCUGCUGGUUUUACUGGUCAACGCUGUGAAAUCGAAGUGAAGAGCUGUAAUGACCUCUCUUGCUCAAAAAAUCAA
Messenger RNA from Dendronephthya gigantea, 1611 nucleotides. Its product is annotated as IgGFc-binding protein-like. Gene Ontology annotation, cellular component: extracellular matrix. Lineage: Eukaryota; Metazoa; Cnidaria; Anthozoa; Malacalcyonacea; Nephtheidae. Gene Ontology annotation, molecular function: calcium ion binding. The annotation marks the transcript as partial. The transcript is spliced from 8 exons. The record is from RefSeq and is a predicted model, not a curated record.